AUGCGCUUCCUCGCAGCUUCUACGACGCUUCUAUGGUCCACUGCUCUGGCAGCACUCAAUGCCACUCAGGACAAUGCAAGCUUGACCCUCGCGAACGAGAGGCUCGUAGCUUCCGUCAGCAAGACCGGUGGUUAUGUCAAUGUUCUUACUUUGGACGGGCAGAAUCUCCUUGGCAAAGAGAAUGGCAAUACUGGUGUCGGGCCCUAUCUGGACUGUUAUUGUACGCCUAGCGGCUUUUGGACUCCUGGUCGGGGCAAACAAGUCGACUACGCGCUGUACAACGGCACGGACUCAACGGGCAAGAAGUAUGGCGGCAUCAGUAUGGGCGAAACAUACACCGCAACCGGCCAGCGACUGGAGCAAUAUUGGUUCUUGAAGGAAGGCGAGACUGGUCUGCACACAUUCAGCCGUAUUGUUUACAACAACAAAACUACACCGUUCCUCCGAAACCUCCAAGAGUUCCGUACAAUGUUCCGCCCGAAUCACGACCCACCGCUUUUCACGCACUUCGUUACCAACGAGAAAUUUGCGGCACCGAGGCCAGACACCGAAGGCGAAGUAACCGUUCAAGAUGCUACUUGGUGGCUUGCUCACCCAGAUUCUCCAUACCAGCAGGGGGUCGGCGAUUAUUUCACCAAGUACACCUUCCAAGACACCUGGCGCAACCACAAGGCACACGGCAUGUAUGCCGACGGAACAGGCAGUAAUGGGACGUCGUUCGGGGCUUGGCUCGUGCACAACACGGUCGAAACGUACUAUAACGGACCUGUACAUUCGGAUCUUGUUGUUGACGGCAUCGUCUAUAAUUACAUGGUUAGCAACCAUCAUGGUGACCAAACUCCUAAUAUCACAGACGGUUUCGAUCGCACCUUUGGGCCUCAAUACUUCCACUUUAACAAGGGUGGCUCGCUCGAUGAGCUGCGCGCCGACGCAGAACAAUAUGGUCUCCGUCCAGACUGGAAUGCAAAUUUCUACGAUUCUAUCGCGAAACACGUCCCGAAUCUUGUUAGUACUUCCGGGCGUGGCACUCUCAAUGCACAGGUGACCCUUCCCAAGAACGCGAAGAACCCUAUCGCGAUCCUGACCGAGAGUGGCCGUAACUUCCAAGACAAUGUGUACGACGACAAAGCCUACCAAUAUUGGAGUGAAGUCGAUAGUAGAGGCGCAGUCACUAUUUCUCGCGUCAAGGCGGGUACUUAUAGGCUAACUGUAUAUGCGGACGGCAUCUUUGGCGACUUCGUUCGUGAUAAUGUCGCUGUCACCGCCGGCAAAGAAACCAAACUCCGUCUCGAAUGGAAGGCAGAAUCAGCAGGAACAGAGCUGUUCCGCAUCGGCACUCCAGACAAAUCUUCUGGUGAGUAUCGCCACGGCUACGAAGCAUCUCCGGACCACCCUCUCCUCACCGAAGAGUACCGCCUAUACUGGGCAGCGUACGAUUUCGUGGACGAGUUUCCAGAGGGUGUUACGUACAAGGUAGGGCGCGACGAUCCCGCUAAAGCACUCAACUACGUGCAUUGGAGUGUAUUCGGCGGAAAAGCAAACUAUGUGCGACCCGAGCCGGUUUAUGAUAACAUCAACAAUUGGACGGUGUUAUUCGACACCAAGGCAAAUCAGCUGAAGGGGAAGAAGACGGCGACAUUUACUGUCCAACUCGCGGGCGCAAAAACAGCUGCAGGCAACACCGACAUCUUCAACGCCUCCGAGCCGUACUCCAAUCUCCCCUACACGUUCAAUGUAAAUGGCAAAGAUCUCGAGCCCUGGGUCAUCCCGUAUCACCAGUCAAGCUCAUGUGCUGUGCGUUCCGCGGUCAUCUGCUACAAUAUUGCGCACAAGUUUGUAUUUGAUGCGAAGCUGCUAAAAGCAGGCGAGAACGCUUUUGUAUUGAGUCUGCCGUAUGACGCGACGAACUAUGAGAGCGCACUGCUGCCGGAAUCGGUGUAUGUGCAGUAUGAUGCGCUGAGGUUGGAGGUCAAGUAA
This is a messenger RNA of Didymosphaeria variabile, 1977 nucleotides long. RefSeq lists its product as uncharacterized. Gene Ontology annotation, molecular function: catalytic activity; carbohydrate binding. The record is from RefSeq and is a predicted model, not a curated record. Bases 1 to 1977 code for a protein of 658 amino acids. The transcript has 4 exons. Lineage: Eukaryota; Fungi; Ascomycota; Dothideomycetes; Pleosporales; Didymosphaeriaceae. Gene Ontology annotation, biological process: carbohydrate metabolic process.